AUGGAAAAUCAGGACUUGACUUUCUGGAAAAAUUACCAGACAGCUAUGACAUGGAUCAAAGAAAAUCAGACGACGGAGCCAAGCGGAGAGCAAGAAGAUCAAGUGAAUAACGAUGACGAAUUGGAAUUUAUGAUUGAUGAUGAUUUGCUCGACUUUUAUCGCCUUUCACGUGAUCAUAAACUGGACCGGAAAAAUCGGAGAACUCAAGAGAAGAAUGAGGCUGAACAAAUCGAUCUGAUUCCUGGUGAACAAAUGCGUCCAAAUGCUCAGUCGAUCAGUAAACUUCCUCCAAUUAAUCGCGCCAAGCUACGUCAACUAGAACUUGAAUGGCUAUACGGUUCAAGCAAUUCUUCGAAAAUUCACGCACGUGAAACUCAACUCCAGAUGGAGUUCGAUCGAAUAUUUGAUCAAAAACAACCAUCGUAUUUUCCAAGUUUACCUAACCGUCUACAAUUAAAUCCACAUGUUCAUGGACAACGCACUAUAUUUACAACUGUUCCUAUACUUGACACAGAGCCUUAA
This is a messenger RNA of Adineta ricciae, 522 nucleotides long. Lineage: Eukaryota; Metazoa; Rotifera; Eurotatoria; Adinetida; Adinetidae. The record is from the annotation of a GenBank genome assembly.